Adineta steineri is the source of this 963-nucleotide messenger RNA. The record is from the annotation of a GenBank genome assembly. NCBI's taxonomy places the organism in Eukaryota, Metazoa, Rotifera, Eurotatoria, Adinetida, Adinetidae.
AUGUCUGCAUCCCUCACAGAAAUUACUACUAAACUCGCUCAAAUUGUUUUACCAGUGAUAAUAGUAGCCGGUAUUGUUGGAAAUACUCUUAAUAUAAUCAUACUUAAUCGACCUAAUCUACGAAAUCAUGCUUGUUCAAAGUAUUUCUUAGCUCUCGCCUCGAACAACCUUAUUUAUUCAGUUUUUAUUAUUAGUACUUUUUUAUUAAAUGGAUUUAAUAUCAAUGGUCAGAUGGUGUCGAAUGCAUUAUGUAAAAUUCUUCAAUAUACAGGAAAUAUAUGUGCAUUUCUCUCUCCAUAUUUUAUAAUCUUAGCAUCUAUUGAUCGUUUUUGUGCAAGUUCGUCGAAUGCUACAUUACGAAGAUUUAGUAACAUAGUUAUAGCCAAAUACUUCAUACUGAUUGUUGUUAUUUGUUCAUUAUUAUUGUAUAUCAACAGUCUUGUAUUAUAUGAAUUACGUGAUGAUGGAUAUGGAUGCACUAGUCGAUCUAAAUCAAUUUUUAAUCAAGUGUUUCUCUUAAUUCAAGUUCUUUUAUUCACAGCUGUUCCUCCAAUCUUAAUGCUUGUCUUUGGUUUCCUCACAAUAUAUAAUAUAAAUCGAUCACGAGUUUUACAACAAGUAACAAAAAGUUAUCGUCGUACAGAAGGUCAACUAAUUCGAAUACUUUUCCUUCAAGUUAUUCUUUAUAUUCUACUAAAUACACCAUUAUGUAUUCUAUAUCUAAUGUUAAUAAUUCCAUCAAGUUUUAUUCCAACAGUGCAGUUUUUCAUUGCAUUUACAGUCACUCAAAUAUUCUUUCAUUUAUCAUAUACUACACCAUUUUUUCUUUAUAUUCUUUCAGCUCGAGUUUAUCGAGAAGAACUAAUUCACUUGGUUUCAAAAAUGUGUCAUCUUCGACGAAGAGCACGAAUUCAACCAAUGUCAAUGACAAAUCAGCUUAACCGAACAACAGCUCGUAACUGA